AUGUCGAAGAACCUAGCAUCACGACGAACAAUUCUUUCGGAGCCCCAAGAUUGGGAUCAAUGGAUAAAAGAGCUUCGAUCUCAUACGGACUUUUCGAUUCACCAUCUUCUCUUUGAAGAUAACGCGCAGCCAUUCACCCUUCCUCGAGAACCCCAAUACGCUGAUUUCUCGCCUACCGCAGCCGACGCAGCUACCUCCCAACCUUCCGCUAACAUUCGUUCGGCCACAGCUACUUCGCAGCAAAAGGCGUAUGGAAAUGCGGCUAAUGACUACGAGACUCGACGAAAGCGAUAUCUCUACGAGAUAAAGCUUAUUACAGCAGCUAGAUCAGCUAUUACGGACUCAGUCAGCAAGGCAAAGCUGACCUCUUUGAGGGAAGGUGACUCCCUUCGUCAGUGGCUAAUCAAACUAGAGACUUCGACGGCCCCUACUCCCGGCUUUAUGACUGAACGGAUCAGGAGGCAAUACCACAGUCAUAUUCAAAGCUACGGGCCAAGAACGAGCCUUUCGGACUGGCUAACAGAAUGGGAAGAGAUUAUGGAGGAUGCAGACCUCUAUUUUCUUACUGAAGCCCUUACAGGCCAGUGGUUGCGUGACCUUGCUAAUGUGAUUAGGCACCUAAGUGACGGCUAUGCAACAGUCUUUCAGGAAGAGAGCCGAAAGCUUGACGAAGAAGCUGCUAUUGCGCAAUUUAACCACUAUAAGGCCCUUCGACCUUAUACGACAAGGACCGCACCAGCACCUUCCCUAGCAGCGGCUUCUUCAACACAGUGGACCUACCAACUUGCAGCUAGGAAAACGACGAUUCUUCUUCCAACGAGGCACCUAAGGAAAAACGAGCCAAAAGAGACGCAUCCCCGGCCACCCCUCGAGGAAGAAGAACGCCCUCACCAGCGCACCGAAGAGAACCCUUACCAGCUUAUCGACAAAGAGACCGUUGCCCAGCGUGCGACCUUUCUACACACUCACUGUCAGGCUGUUGGCAGGUAUUUGAUGAAUUACGACCUUCUCGAUUCGAAAGGAACGACCGACUUUGCGAGAGGGCAAAAAAGAGCGUUACGAGACGACCCCAAAUUGCAACAAAGGGUCGAUAAGAUUCGCAAAGAACAGGCAUAG
Hirsutella rhossiliensis is the source of this 1116-nucleotide messenger RNA. RefSeq lists its product as uncharacterized. NCBI's taxonomy places the organism in Eukaryota, Fungi, Ascomycota, Sordariomycetes, Hypocreales, Ophiocordycipitaceae. The coding region runs from base 1 to 1116 and encodes 371 amino acids. The transcript has 3 exons. The record is from RefSeq and is a predicted model, not a curated record.